AUGAACUUCCCAGGUCUCGGAGGGCUAGGCGGCGGCGGCGGCGGCGGUGUGGGCGCCGGCCCCGGCGUCCCGGGCAUCCCGAGGGUGGGCGGGAACGCGGGGGCGCCUGCUCCCCCCGGGUUUGACCCCAACGAUCCUAAUGUUAAAUGGCUCUCGAAUGCGAUGGAAUCGUGCUACGCGAAGACGGCGAUGAGUGGUGUUGCGGGGUUUGCGCUGGGUGGGUUAUUCGGCUUGUUUAUGGCUUCGAUGGCCUACGACACGCCCUACCACACAGCGGGGGCGGGGAUGCCCGGCGCCCCCGGCGUGCCCGGCAUCCCCGGGUCGGCUGCGGCGGGCAAGCCGUUCACGUCGCUGCCGCUGCGGCAGCAGGUGGCGCACGGGUUCAAGGACAUGGGCGCGCGCUCGUGGAGCACGGCCAAGAACUUUGGCGCCGUCGGCGCCCUCUUCAGCGGCAUCGAGUGCGGCAUCGAGGGGCUGCGCGCUAAGAACGAUCUGGGCAAUGGCGUCGCCGCUGGGUGUCUGACCGGUGCGAUCCUGGCUCGUAAUGGGGGGCCGCAGGCCUCGGCGGUGGGCUGUGCGGGAUUUGCGGCGUUUAGUGCUGCGAUUGAUGCGUGGAUGCGGAUGCCGAAGGAUGAGGAUUAA
This is a messenger RNA of Chaetomium globosum CBS 148.51, 642 nucleotides long. RefSeq lists its product as uncharacterized. Gene Ontology annotation, biological process: protein insertion into mitochondrial inner membrane. Bases 1 to 642 code for a protein of 213 amino acids. The record is from RefSeq and is a predicted model, not a curated record. NCBI's taxonomy places the organism in Eukaryota, Fungi, Ascomycota, Sordariomycetes, Sordariales, Chaetomiaceae. Gene Ontology annotation, molecular function: transmembrane protein transporter activity. Gene Ontology annotation, cellular component: TIM22 mitochondrial import inner membrane insertion complex. The transcript is spliced from 3 exons.